Molecule: messenger RNA, 1829 nt
Organism: Scomber japonicus (chub mackerel)
Lineage: Eukaryota; Metazoa; Chordata; Actinopteri; Scombriformes; Scombridae
Gene: cybb
Product: cytochrome b-245 heavy chain
Exons: 13
Coding region: 62-1756 (564 amino acids)
Biological process (GO): defense response; superoxide anion generation
Cellular component (GO): NADPH oxidase complex; plasma membrane
Molecular function (GO): superoxide-generating NAD(P)H oxidase activity
Source: RefSeq, a predicted model, not a curated record
UGCUUCCUUCUGUAUUAUCACAUUAACACAAUCCUUCACUUCACACACACCUUUCUUCAUCAUGGGGAACUUUGCUGCCAAUGAGGGGCUCUCCGUCUUUGUUAUUCUGGUCUGGCUGGGGAUCAACGCGUACCUGUUUGUCCAAUUCUACCUGAACUUCUUGGUGGAGAGAUGGUUUUAUACCCGGGUGCUUCUCGGGCAAGCUCUUUCCUGGGCCAGAGCUCCUGCUGCCUGCCUCAACUUCAACUGUAUGCUCAUCCUGUUGCCAGUUUGCAGAAACCUGCUCUCCCUCCUCCGUGGCACCAUUCAGUUAUGUAGCCGCACAGCCGCUCGUCAGCUGGACCGAAACAUCACUUUUCACAAACUGGUGGCUUAUAUGAUUGCCUUUCAUACAGCCGUGCACAUCGUUGCACACUUGUUUAACUUUGAGUAUUUCAUGGAUGCCCAGCUGAAUCGUGACCCCGUAAACCUGCCCUUCUUCUUGUCUGACAUUGGUAACGGAGAUGGCCGUCCCUUCCUAAACCCCAUCCGGACCAAUGAGACUAACCCUACCAUCGUCAUGUUCACCACCAUCGCCGGGCUGACGGGCGUGGCCAUCACACUGGCCCUCAUCCUCAUCAUCACUUCAUCCAUGGAGGUCAUCCGCAGGUCGUACUUCGAGGUGUUCUGGUACACGCACCACCUGUUUGUCAUCUUCUUCAUCGGGCUGGUGUUCCAUGGCUACGGGCGGAUUGUGCGAGGACAGACACCAAAAAGCUUGGAGACAAACAAUCCGAAAGUCUGUGCCGAACAAUUUAUGGAGUGGGGGAAAAACUCCACUUGUGCUGUGCCAACAUUUGCUGGAAACCCGCCGGGGACAUGGAAGUGGGUUGUGGCCCCCAUGUUCCUGUAUGUGUGUGAGAGGAUUGUCCGCCUCUAUCGCUCCUUCCAGAAAGUCGUCAUCACCAAGGUGGUGAUGCACCCCUCCAAAACGCUGGAGCUGCAGAUGAAGAGGAAAGGUUUCCACAUGGAGGUGGGUCAGUAUGUCUUCAUCAAGUGUCCGUCCAUCUCCAGGCUGGAGUGGCACCCGUUCACCCUGACCUCCGCCCCCGAGGAGGACUUCUUCAGCGCCCACAUCCGUAUUGUUGGCGACUGGACUCAGGCUCUGUAUGUGGCCUGUGGAGGAGACAAAACCGAGACUCAGGCGGCAUGGCAACUACCCAGUGUGGCCAUAGACGGCCCAUUUGGUACGGCCAGCGAGGACGUGUUUCGUUACGAGGUGGUCAUGCUGGUGGGAGCAGGAAUCGGUGUGACUCCUUUUGCCUCCAUCCUCAAGUCUGUGUGGUACAAACGCAUCCAGAACAACCAGGACGUCUUCACCAAGAAGAUCUACUUCUACUGGCUGUGCCCAGAGACGGAGGCCUUUGAGUGGUUUGCAGAUCUGCUGCAGGUCCUGGAGAACCAGAUGGCGGAGAAGGGCGUGACCGACUUCCUCAGCUACAACAUCUACCUCACCCGCUGGAAGGAGACCGAGGCCGCUCACUUCCGUGUUCACCACGAAGCAGAGAACGAUCCAAUCACAGGGCUCAAACAGAAGACUCUUUAUGGGAAACCCAACUGGGACAAUGAGUUUACCAAUAUUGCUACAAAGCACCCAGGAACCAAAGUUGGAGUCUUCCUGUGCGGUCCGCCUCAGCUCGGCAAGUCUCUGGAGAAACAGUGUCAUUCUCACACUGAGGCCGACGUCAAGUUCAUCUUCAACAAAGAAAACUUCUAAAAAAAACCAAAAAACUUCUUAAACAGCGAGGAAAUUUCCCAAGUAGCAGCAGGGGUCACGUGUUACACCACAA